Macrobrachium nipponense is the source of this 1253-nucleotide messenger RNA. Its product is annotated as protein sister of odd and bowel-like. The transcript has a single exon. Gene Ontology annotation, cellular component: nucleus. NCBI's taxonomy places the organism in Eukaryota, Metazoa, Arthropoda, Malacostraca, Decapoda, Palaemonidae. The record is from RefSeq and is a predicted model, not a curated record. The coding region runs from base 75 to 1181 and encodes 368 amino acids. Gene Ontology annotation, molecular function: RNA polymerase II transcription regulatory region sequence-specific DNA binding; DNA-binding transcription factor activity, RNA polymerase II-specific. Gene Ontology annotation, biological process: embryo development; regulation of transcription by RNA polymerase II.
CGACACCUUUUGUGAGAGAUAUUAGAGUGCUUCGGGUGGUUUUUUUUUUAUGUGGACUCGAUCUUCGGACGAUUAUGGCCGUAUUGACCUCCCGUGACCCUGUGCCAACUGUUCUCACGCCCCCAUCAACCCCAACAAGCCUCCAUUGCUUCCAGCUUCCAGGACAAGAUUCGUCCACGUCCAGCAUUCCAGUAACUGUUUCCGCCAACAUGUGCAAGAAGGCGUCUCCGUUCAUCCCUUCGUCGUUUUAUGUCGACAGUCGAGGAGCGCCCCUGAGCAUCCCUUACUUACCCCCGAUGCCUUUUGUGCCGAGUGUGAGCGACGUAGAUCCUACAAUACCCAACGCCGCCGCUGCUGCCGCCGCCCUCCGGACGUACGGCGCCCUCUCCUUCGGCGUCUUCCCCUGGGCUGCAAUGACGGCGAGUGUCGACCGCUUCAACCAGCUGCUGCUUUCGGGCGGAGGGCGGCUGGCCCGCGCGAAGAAGCGGUACAUCUGCAAGUACUGCCAUCGGGAGUUCACCAAGAGUUACAACCUCAUGAUCCACGAGAGGACCCACACGGACGAGAGGCCCUUCCCUUGCGACGUCUGCGGCAAGGCCUUCAGGAGGCAGGACCACCUGCGGGACCACAAGUACAUCCACAGUAAAGAGAAGCCAUUCAAGUGCGGUGUCUGCAGCAAGGGCUUCUGCCAGGCGAGGACUUUGGCCGUCCACGAGAGCGGACACACGGAGGAAGAACGCCUGCAGGCCGCGAGAAAGAACUCGCCCGCGAGACGACAGAACUCUAGCGCCUCUCCGGAAUCUCUGCAGGAGGGAGAAGAACCCUCGGACGCCAAUGACGAGAAUUCUCGUAACUCUCAUUCGAGACAGGAAGACUCAAGUACGUCUGAAGAACCUCUGAAAGUUGGAGAACGCCUCGAGGCCACUGAAAAGAACGCGCGUUCGAGGCACGAGGGCACAAAUACCUCUGAAAAUCCUAGGGAAGCCGAUGUCGACGAUGAGUACAUUGACGUUGAAGUCAACGUCGACUCUACUCUGCCAUCGGGGUCUUUGCUUGCAGUCUGGCCACAGUUUCCCGCCAAAAAUGAUUCGCAGUUUCCCGCCAAACACGAUUCGGUGCUCGGAAGAGGUCAUGUGAGCACCCACAGAAGAGGCUUUACCAUUUUGGACCUGAUGAGUUGAUUUAUUGAAUCCAUAUUGUCACUCAAAAGUGAUUUAAGCCUGUGGGAAUCUAGUCACUGCAUUUUUAUUGUA